CAGCGAGUGAGGCUGAACGCCAUUUUGGUUUCCUCAAAGGAUUUGAGAGAAGACUUUUGAGAUAUUUUGUAAGCCAUGUGGUUAACUAGAAUCUUAUGCAAGCGACAUAUACCUGGAAGGAUUUAUGGCGGGAAGUACCGUCUUGUGAAAAGGGAAACACCAACCAUCAGGCGAACUAAAGUGAAAAAUGAAUUGAGAUUACAAAGAAAUGAGAGUCUUCUGGCAGUUCCCUAUUUGACACAGGCACAAGAAUUUGAACAUGCUUGGGAAAGGAAACAAGAAGAACAGAGGAUGUUUAAUGAAGCUUGGCAAAAACACAAAACCAAAAAACUGAAGAAUGUGUAUGCAUUUGGACCUCUAAGUCAAGGGAAAAAGGAAAACAUUAUGGAACACUUAAAUGCUACAAGAACUAAACAUGAAUGAUUAAGAUUUUUAAACAUCUGUCACUGUACAUUCAUAAAAUGUCACCAUUGCAAGUCAGUGGAUACUAUCAGAACUACCAAUACAUGUACAUGCAGACUUGACUUUGAUGUCUAUCAGUAAUAAUGCUUGGGUCAAAAAUAGUGAAGGAAGCAUUGCAUUCUACUUAGGAUUUCACAUAGUCAUAGGAAAAGCAUGGCACAAGUACUAUAUUACAAUUUAAAAUUUUAGCAAUGUUAAUUUUGUAAAUUUUCAAAGUUUAUAAAUGUAGAAUUCACAUGAUGUAAGUGGUGAGUUUUACACACAACUUUAAGCAAAAAUUUACCUUUUCACUGCCAAGAUCUGAUUGUUAAUUCUCCCCACCAGCUGCUACUCAUUUCCUUGUAAAUUGGUUAUAAGAAUGUGGUGUAAGAUCAAGUUGACAACUUUCACCUGAUAAGUUUGAGUAUUCUCCUGACCUGUUUGCUGGAUAAUGUAUGGAUAUUAUAUGGAGAAGUUACAUCAAUGGUAAUCACUUUUGGGAGUAAAGGGGUUAAGUCAUGCACUCUCAGGCUCACUCACUUAGGAGAUAGGGCUCACUCACUGACAUUAUGGCAAAAAGUCAGAAAAGGGGAUAUUAAUCCUUGAAGCUUGAAUUUAUGUUUUGGACAGCAUCAUUGUUUGGUUGGAUUAUGUUUGAAGGAAUUUUAAUGUUAAUGGAUAUUGUGGUCAAUUAACUCAAGAACAAAAAUUUGUUCAUUAGUCCAGCGUAAACUUUUAGAGGGCAUUGUGUAAUGACUUUGUUUUAGGUGCCAAAUACACUCAGCCACCAUAAGUUGGUGAACUAAAUAUGUUCCCAGAAUUUAAUGUGAUGAGGUCUGGUUAAAGCCAGUGCCAAGGAAACUUUGUUUGCACAUUAACAGAGAACAUGCAUCAAAGAAACUUUUGGAAUUAAAUGUCUUAGUGUAAAAAUUUGUUUAUUUACCUACCUUGGUUUUUUAUCUUAAAAGCUUUCAAAAGUCAAUGGCAGUGAGGGGAACUAAACCAAAAGUUUAGGUUACCGUAGAGGAAUGGUUAGACACUGAUGAUUGGCUCAGAAACAAUUUUGAACAAUAAAUUUGCAGCAGGCAUCGUCA
This is a messenger RNA of Pocillopora damicornis (cauliflower coral), 1535 nucleotides long. RefSeq lists its product as uncharacterized. The record is from RefSeq and is a predicted model, not a curated record. NCBI's taxonomy places the organism in Eukaryota, Metazoa, Cnidaria, Anthozoa, Scleractinia, Pocilloporidae. Gene Ontology annotation, biological process: mitochondrial translation. Gene Ontology annotation, cellular component: mitochondrial ribosome. Gene Ontology annotation, molecular function: structural constituent of ribosome.